AUGCUUCACUUUGCAAGAGCGGCGGACGGCGAUGCCGUUAGCCCGCCUCUGCCACAGGCAGCAGGUUAUGUCGUUGUGAUUGCAAUUGGGUUCCUAAUUGCCUUUAUCAUGAUAUUUACAACACACUUAUUGAAGAAGACUGUUGGAGAAGACAACAAGACCACGGAAAUGUUCAUGACGGCCAACCGGUCUGUCGGAAGCACCCUUGUAGGGUACAACUUUGGUGUUGCGGGACCAUUUUGGUUUGCUGCUGGAUGCUCACCCAUGAUUGUUUUCUUUGCUCUACUUGGCAUUGCUUGCAAACUGCGCGUACCUGAAGCUCAUACGCUACUUGAAAUUGUAAGAAUACGGUACGGUACAGCUGGACACAUUGUGUGGAUUGCACUAUGCUUAAUCAACAACAUCAUCGCGAUUGCCAACAUGCUUCUUGGGGCAAGUGCAGCUAUAACGGCUCUCACUGGAAUGCAUAUUAUUGCGGCAACCUUUUUGCUUCCUGUCGGCGUCAUUCUUUACACUUUCGUCGGCGGUAUCAAAGCAACUUUCUUGACAGAUUAUUUUCACACUUUUGUUAUUACCGUCAUCAUCUGUUUCUUUACGAUCAAGACUUUUACCGUUCCAGAGAUUGGGUCUCCUGCUGGACUCUUCGAGCUCAUUGUCAAGGCUGGUCAAGAUCAUCCCGUGCCUGGCAAUGAAGGUGGUUCAUAUUUGACCAUGACCAGCAAAAAUGCUAUUCUUUUUGGCAUCAUUCACAUCUUGGCCAAUUUUGGUCUUGUCAUCAUGGACACCGGCUUCUUCGCAAAAGCUUUCAGCGCUGCUCCUCAGGCGGUUGUUCCCGGAUACAUCGUUGGUGGCAUUGCCUAUUUCGCAAUCCCAUGGUGUCUUGGCACUUUAAUGAGCUUCUCAGCUCUUGGUUUGGAGAACACAGCACGGUUCCCGACAUACCCUCGGAGAAUGACUCCAGAAGAAGUCUCCAAUGGACUAGUGAUGCCUUAUGCCGCGUUUGCGAUUGCUGGAAAGGGAGGAGCCGUUGCCGUUCUGUUAGUCACUUUUAUGGCCGUUACAUCAACAAUCAGCGCCCAAGUCAUCUCUGUAUCUUCUAUCAUCAGCUUUGACAUCUAUCGCCAAUAUUUUAACAAGGCCGCUACAGACAGGGAUGCAAUUCGAUGGAGUCACAUUGGAGUCGUAUUCUUUGGAUUGUUUUCAGCAGCCUUCUCAACUGCUCUUUUCUACGGAAACGUGAAUCUCGGCUGGACAUUGUACAUGCUCGGCGUUUUGACUUGUCCCGGAAUCUUCCCUACUGUGUUCACUAUUCUCUGGAAAAGACAAUCCUGGGCCGCUGCUAUCAUAUCGCCAUUACUGGGAAUGGCUACUGGCAUUGCUGUUUGGCUCGGCUCAGCACAUGCUCUAUAUGGUGAAGUCACUGUGGCUUCGACUGGGCAAAGUUUGCCCUGCGUUUACGGAACUGUGGCAUCGGCGCUAAGCCCUGCACUCUAUUCUAUUGUCAUCUCCCUCAUUAAGCCCGCCAAUUAUGACUGGGCAGACUUCCGAAAAGAGCGAUUGGCUUUCAACUACUCAGAAGAUGCGGCCAAAUUUUCGAAAUGGGGAAAAAUUGCUGCUUUCUGGGCAGCUGCAACGUUCUUAGGUCAUUGGGUUCUGUGGCCCCUUCCUAUGUAUGGUUCAAAAUACAUUUUCGAGAAAGGAUUUUUCGUUGCCUGGAUCGUUGUGGCGAUUAUAUGGGUUUGGUGCACCAUGCUUAUUGCUGGAUUUUAUCCCAUCAUUGAUGGCAGAAGGCAGCUGCUCCUGGUGUAUCGCGGAUUGAGAGGAAUAAAAACGGUGGAUGAUGAUGCCGAAAGCGGGACAGAAACACCAAACAGUGGGAUACUAGAAAACAAAUAG
Molecule: messenger RNA, 1896 nt
Organism: Trichoderma breve
Lineage: Eukaryota; Fungi; Ascomycota; Sordariomycetes; Hypocreales; Hypocreaceae
Product: sodium:solute symporter family domain-containing protein
Exons: 7
Coding region: 1-1896 (631 amino acids)
Biological process (GO): urea transmembrane transport
Cellular component (GO): plasma membrane
Molecular function (GO): urea transmembrane transporter activity
Source: RefSeq, a predicted model, not a curated record